UGAGGAGGGGAAACACGUUGUUGAACGAUUUUAUUGAUUCGAGUAGUGAAUCGUUUAUGGAUAGGAGGUUAUGAGGAGCAGGCUCUCCACUCCAGGCAGAUUUUUAUUGAAUUAAAUCCACUUUUUUUCCCCCGGUUUUCGAGAGGACGCAAAAAAAGAGAGCUGCUACGAUGUGGAUUCAGGUGCGCACAAUGGACGGCAAGGAGACCCACCGGGUCGACUCCUUGUCCAAGCUAACCAAGGUGGACGACCUGAGGGUGAAGAUCAUGGAGCUGUUCCAUGUGGAACCCGAGAGGCAGAGGCUGUUCUACAGAGGCAAACAGAUGGAAGAUGGCCACACCAUUUUCGACUACAACGUGGGACUGAAUGACAUCGUUCAGCUGCUCGUGCGGCAGGCUCUGCCCACCGUGUCUCUGCCUAAGGACAAGGAGGGAGAGCUGUCGGACUCAGACUCCGGUUGUGGUUCUGGUCAGAGCGAGUCGGAUAAGAGCUCCACUCACGGAGAAUGCGAAGGCCAGAGCGCCGGAACCUCUGCUCAGGUGGAUCUCGUUGAUCCUGGCUUUGGGUUUUAUAAGAUAAAUGAGUUUGUGGAUGCUCGGGACUUGAACAUGGGGGCUUGGUUUGAGGCUCAGAUCAUGAAUGUCACAAAGACUCCAAAAAGCAACGAAGAAGGAGGCAUGGAAACCGAUGGCGAGGAGGAGAUUCGCUACCACAUCAAAUAUGAAGAUUACCCAGAGAAUGGAGUGGUGCAGUUGACGGCUAAGGACGUGCGUCCUCGAGCCCGCACCGUGUACCAGUGGCACCAGCUGGAGCAGGGUAUGAUCGUCAUGGUGAACUACAACCCAGAUGAGCCUAAAGAGCGGGGCUACUGGUACGAUGCCCAGAUCCAGAGGAAGAGAGAGACGCGCACCCAGCGAGAGAUUUUUGGCAAAAUACUACUCGGGGAUGCCGGUGACUCUCUCAAUGACUGCCGGAUCAUGUUCGUUAAUGAGAUCUACAAGAUCGAGGAGCCUGGGAACUCUGAUGGAUCUGCGGCUGCUUCUGACAGCCCUCUGAAGAGGUCCAACGGCCCGGAGUGUAAGCAUUGCAAAGAUGACCCGAAGAAGAACUGUCGCUGGUGUAACUGCCACAUCUGUGGAGUGAAGCAGGAUCCGGACAAGCAGCUACUGUGUGAUGAGUGUGAUAUGGCCUUCCACACUUACUGCCUCAAUCCUCCCCUCACCACCAUCCCAGAUGAUGAGGACUGGUACUGCCCAGAGUGCCGAAAUGAUGCGAGCGAGGUCGUCCUGGCAGGAGAGAAGCUGAAAGAGAGCAAGAAGAAAGCAAAGAUGGCAUCUGCCAGCUCGUCUAGUCAGAGAGACUGGGGGAAGGGUAUGGCCUGUGUUGGGCGCACCAAACAGUGCACCAUCGUUCCCUCCAACCACUAUGGGCCUGUGCCAGGAGUGCCUGUGGGUACGCUGUGGAAGUUUAGAGUGCAGGUGAGCGAAUCUGGAGUUCACAGGCCACAUGUAGCCGGUAUCCAUGGAAGAAGCAAUGAUGGUGCCUACUCUCUAGUGCUGGCUGGAGGCUAUGAGGAUGAUGUGGAUGAUGGCAAUGAGUUCACAUACACAGGCUCCGGCGGUCGAGAUCUGUCUGGUAACAAGAGAACAGCCGAGCAGUCCUGUGAUCAGAAACUCACCAACAUGAACAGGGCGCUGGCUUUGAACUGCAACGCACCGGUGAACGAGAAGGAUGGGGCAGAGGCCAAAGACUGGAAGGCGGGAAAACCUGUAAGAGUGGUGCGAAGCUCCAAGGGUCGAAAGCACAGCAAAUACUGUCCUGAAGAUGGCAACAGAUAUGACGGCAUUUACAAGGUGGUGAAGUACUGGCCAGAGAAGGGCAAGUCUGGUUUCCUGGUUUGGAGAUACCUGCUCAAAAGAAACGAUGACGAACCAGCUCCAUGGACCAGAGAUGGCAAAGAACGUAUUAAAAAGCUCGGCCUCACCAUGCAGUAUCCUGAAGGCUAUCUGGAAGCUGUGGCAGCUAAGGAGAAGGAAAAGGAGAAUAAGAAUGAAGAAGAGAUAGCUGAAACACCUACGAAGGGCAAGAGGAAGAGAAAAUCUCAGACAGUCGAGGAAGAGGAAAAACGCUCACCGUCCAAGAACACACCCAAGAAGAUCAAAGUGGAGGCCUACAAGCUGACCAAAGAGCAGAAAGCCUUAAUCAAGGAAGAUGAGCUCAACAAGAAACUCUGGGACGAAGCCAUGCAAUCUCUAAGCCUUGGACCACGAUUCUUGAACAAAGUGGAGGAAGUUUUCUUGUGUAUCUGCUGCCAAGAAGUUGUUUAUCAGCCCAUCACCACAGAGUGCCAACACAACGUCUGCAGGGAAUGUCUUCAGCGAUCCUUCAAAGCAGAGGUGUACACCUGCCCGGCUUGCCGACACGACCUUGGCAAAAACUACCAAAUGACGGUGAACAAGGCCCUUCAAGCCAUCCUGACCCAGCUCUUCCCCGGGUACAGCAGCGGCCGGUGAUGACUCGCGAGGGACCGGCAAUGAACUAAUAAGAGCAGUGCAUCGAGACUGAAUUCAACAGAACUGAAGCAGAAUUCACUUUUAAUAUAUUUUAACAAACGUUACAACUUAAUCAGGGUGUAGGAGAAUGCGCAGCCCCAGCCGUUAAUUCGUUUGGACCGAUUUUAUUGGUGCUGUACUCUUAUCUGAUCUGCUUUUAAUUCAGCCUCUCAGUUCUAGUCAGGUAGACAACUCACCCCCCCAGUACAACCCUUGUAUUUACAGGUAAAUAUGAUAAUAGCAUCUUAGUGACGUUUUUUAGGUGUAGGAGCUUCAUUUUUAGGAAACGUACUGCCCUAAUUGUACUCUGCACCAGCACAUCGUUUUUGAAAAACUUUCAGCUACGCACAACUGCACUAUUUGCUUCCAGCAAAAUCCUUUUCUCUU
Molecule: messenger RNA, 2939 nt
Organism: Colossoma macropomum (tambaqui)
Lineage: Eukaryota; Metazoa; Chordata; Actinopteri; Characiformes; Serrasalmidae
Gene: uhrf1
Product: ubiquitin-like with PHD and ring finger domains 1
Exons: 17
Coding region: 171-2513 (780 amino acids)
Biological process (GO): negative regulation of gene expression via chromosomal CpG island methylation
Molecular function (GO): ubiquitin protein ligase activity; protein binding
Source: RefSeq, a predicted model, not a curated record